UCUGUCGAGCUCCUUGCCCGUCCCCCAGGAUGCCCACCAGGGUGCCAGUUGCAAAUCACACCUUUUACAAACCACACCCUUCGGAGUCGCCGACUCAGGACCCGUCUCCUUCACGCGAAGGUGAGGGACGGGCACCGAUCCAAGUGGCAGCCUGGAGACUGGACGGACGACACCGACCAGACUCUGAGAAGAAAAGGCGGCAUGAGCAUCAACUCUCGGAGGCCCCGGGAUGUCUCGGAUCGGCGCUGAGCCUGUUCCUUCCCUUCUUGGCGCGCGGACCGCGCCAGGGGCGGCGCCGAAAGCGCCGCCAGGCGGGCUCAGCGUCGAUGCAAGAAGUCCGCCGCGGACCUACGAGAGCUCAUGCUCGUGCCCCCGGUUCCUCCUCCCGCAGACAGUCCUCGCGCUGCGGGCCAUGCUGCCCCGGCCGCAGCCGGGGGGCUCGCAGUGCAGGCGGGGGCUGCGCGCGCCGGACGCCCAGGAGUUCGCGCGCGCGCUGCUGCAGUGGCACCGCCGCGGCUUCCCCGAGCUCGGCGACCAGGGCGGUUGCGGCAUGGGCCGGGCCACCGCCCGAGUGCUCGACGACCCGGCGUUCCUGCAGAACCCGCGCGCCGCCGCGCGCCGCGCCUGGGAGACGACGGGCCGCUGCCUGGCGCCUAACGGCGCGCUGAUGCGCGCGGCUGCCACCGGCGUGCGCGGCAGGGCGUUCGCGGCCUGCGACGCGGCCACGAUCGCGGAGGUCACCCAUGCCGACCCGCGCUCCACGGCCGCGUGCGUGGCCGUGGCCACGGCCGCGUCGCUCAUGUUGGACGGGUUUGGCCGCAACGCGGCGGGCGGCUGGGACGUGGCGGCUGUCGCAGAAAGGGCGCUGGCGGCCGCGGAGCCCUUCCUGCUGGAGGACUCCGCCCUGGGCGAGGCUGCGCCCCAGGUGUGGGCCUGCUCCGCGUGCACGAUGGAGAACGAGCCAGCGGCCACGCAGUGCAUGAUCUGCGAGACCCCACGCCCUGCGGAGGGCGCUGGGACAGUCAACGCCGGCUUUGGCGGCGGGUGGACGCAGGCGGAGGCGUCCCAGCACGCAUACUCCCGCGCCGUCGCCAUGGAGCAGCUCCGCGCCGCGCUGCUGGGCGAGGAGUGGCCGGGCAAGAGGUUGGACGGGCCACUGAUGGGCUACGUGAACACUUGCCUUGGGGCCGCCUUCGGGUCGUUGAGGGACGCGUGCCGCGGGGGCCGCCUCGACGCGGGGUCCUUCUGCGAGGCCGUGCACCGCCUGACCAUGGCCGCGGGCGACGCGGAUACGAACGCCGCCGUCGCAGGUGCGCUGCUCGGGUGUGCGGCGGGAGCCAAGGCGUUGCCUGGCGCCUGGCUGCGGGCAUGCCCCCACCUCGCGUGGCUGGAGCGCAUCGCGGACCAGCUGGUGGAGGCGGCGGCCGCGGAGGAGUUCGCCGCCACGGCGCCCAGUGCCGAGGCGCCCGCCAGGGAGGCGCCUAGCGGAGCAGCGCUUGCCGAAGAGGCGCUGCUGGCGGAGGCAGCGCCACGAGACCCGGCGGCCCGCCGCAAACGCCGCUGCGACUGCGUGGCCGGGCUCCGCCGUCUCCUGUCGUCGCGCCCUCGUUAAAGGGAUCUUGCCUCGCGGUAGUUGGUUUAUUCCUCCUCGUCCUCCUCCUCCUCCUCCACUUCCCUUUUCCCUUUUCGCAGUUGGUUGCGCGCAGUUGCGCGCGGGCACGCCAGGCCCCGCUGGGCCAGGACGGGGGCGCCGACCGCCUCGAGGGCCUAUGGGCCCCCCGUUCCUGCACCCUCCCACGCCCAGGUUGCUCUUCGCGCACCUUUGUCACACAUGGCCGCACGGCCCCGACCAGGGCAGGGGGUGGGCGGAG
Prorocentrum cordatum is the source of this 1871-nucleotide messenger RNA. NCBI's taxonomy places the organism in Eukaryota, Dinophyceae, Prorocentrales, Prorocentraceae. The record is from the annotation of a GenBank genome assembly.